This is a messenger RNA of Lotus japonicus, 1131 nucleotides long. Its product is annotated as protein ALP1-like. The coding region runs from base 1 to 1131 and encodes 376 amino acids. Lineage: Eukaryota; Viridiplantae; Streptophyta; Magnoliopsida; Fabales; Fabaceae. The record is from RefSeq and is a predicted model, not a curated record. The transcript has 6 exons.
AUGGAUCUUAGAGUAGUUGACACUUCAGUUCUUUUACGAAAACGUAAAAGAAAUGAAGAAGAAGAGGCAAAAUUGCAGGAGCAAAUUACAUUCAUUGUUGCUAGUGUCGUUGCUAUGCUUUUAGGUGUAGUAGCUUGUGGCAAUGUUUUUCACAUCCUUGCUCACAACCUAAAGUACAGAGUAGUGCACUUUACCUAUUAUAGAUCCAAAGAAACAAUAAGUAGGCAAUUCAACAAUGUCCUACGAGCUGUGAUGAAAGUGAGUGGGGAAUAUUUGAAGUUUCAAGACCAUAAUAAUCUAGAGGGCUCUGAGGCAUACAAAUGGAGAUGGUUUCAGAAUUCGAUUGGAGCACUUGAUGGGACACAUAUUCCAGUAACAGUGGCAGCAGAAGAUAAACCUAGAUACCGUAAUAGAAAGGGUGACAUCUCUACGAAUGUGUUAGGGAUUUGUGGUCCAGAUUUAAAGUUUAUUUACGUGUUACCUGGUUGGGAAGGCUCGGCAGGAGAUUCACGAGUAUUGCGAGAUGCUUUACGUCGUCAAAAUCACCUUCAAAUUCCGAAUGGUAAAUACUUUCUGGUCGACGCAGGAUAUACAAAUGGCCCAGGAUUUUUAGCACCUUAUCGAGGGACUAGAUAUCAUCUCAAUGAGUGGAUUGAAAACACCCCUCAAAACUACAAGGAGUUGUUCAAUCUCCGUCAUGCAAGUGCAAGGAAUGUAAUUGAAAGAUCAUUUGGGAUAUUGAAAAAACGAUGGAGUAAAUUAAGAACUCCAUCUUUUUUUGAUAUAAAAACACAAAUAAGAAUGAUUAACGCUUGUUUCGUACUGCACAAUUUUAUAAGAGAUGAGCAACAAUAUGACCCAAUUUUAGAGGUCCAAGACUUGGAGCUUUUAUCGGUUGUUGAUGAAGAGUUAACCAGUCAACAUGGGGAAACAAUUACAAGUAAUGUUGCAAAUGAGGUCACAACUAUUCAAGUAUCUGAGGCAUGGACAACGUUUCGGGACACUUUAGCAAUGGAUAUUUGCUUUGUUCUGUUGUGUGUGUUGGCUCACUUGGAAGAGCCUUGUUUCCAAGGUUACAACUGGACCAGAGACUUGGACAGUGAGGAGCUAUUGGAACAGUUGCUAUAUUGA